AUGUACGUGCUGGGCCUCCCUUUUCAAGUACAAACGGACCACAAGCCUCUGGUACCGAUCCUGACUUCUAAGAGGCUAGAUGACCUCACUCCUCGUCUGCAAAGACUGCGAAUGCGCACCUUGGAGUGCGACUUCUCAGUCACAUAUGUACCCGGCAAGGGGUUGUACACUGCCGACGUGCUUUCCAGAAAUCCGGUUCCCGACGUCAACGGCAAUAAUGACAUGUUGGAGUCGGCUGUCAAGGACUUCGAGGUCCUCACCGUAGACCUGCUGCCGGCAUCACGCAACAUGCUUUCGCGCAUCAGAAACGCUUUGCGGGUAGAUCAAACAUUGUGCCGAGUAAUGGAGUACUGCGAAACACAAUGGCCUUCUGCCAACACCCUCCCAGCCGAUCUGCGUAAGUACGCCAGCCUCUCCGGGGAGCUCUCCGUCGUCAGAGGUCUGCUCCUACGCGGGUCUCGUCUGGUCGUGCCCCCAGUUCUUUGCAAUGAAAUCCUGGAAAGGUUGCACACAGGACACCAGGGGAUUACGAGGUGCCGAGCGAAAGCUCGGGAGUCAGCGUGGUGGCCAGGAAUCAGUCUGGAACUACAGGACUACAUACGCCGAUGCCCGACCUGCCAGGAGCAUCGAAUCCCGGGGGUGGAACCACUAAUGCAGUCGACGCUACCGCAACGACCGUGGGAGACGAUAGGCAUGGACUUGUUCUACGCCAAUGAACGAAGCUACUUGGUAGUCGUCGACUAUUUUUCGAAGUUUUUUGAGCUGAGCAGACUCAAGACCACAACAAGCGCAAACGUAAUUGCGAAGAUUCGGCCUAUGUUCGCACGGUUUGGCGUGCCUGACGUUGUUCGGUCGGACAACGGCCCUCAAUUCGCAUCAGGAGAAUUUCAGCGGUUUCUGUCGACGCAAGGAAUCAAGCACGUCACGUCGAGCCCACAUUUUCCGCAAAGCAAUGGACAGGCCGAACGCACGGUCCAGACGGCUAAGGCCCUUUUGAAAAAGGAACCGGACGUCAACAGCGCCCUCCUAGCACACCGGACGACACCCGGAAGCUGUGGGUACGCGCCGGCCGAACUUCUGAUGGGAAGACGACUCCAAUCGAACGUCCCUGUGAACCCGAAAUCCCUCAUCCCUUCGUGGCCAUAUCUCCACACAUAUCGAAGACGGUAUCGGAAACAACAGGUCGCAAGGGCAACUGUGUAUAACUCGCGACACCGGGUGGCGGAGCGUCCAGAGCUGCGGAGCGGUACAAGGAUCCGCAUCCUGGCGGGCGCCGGAGCACAUGGGACGAUUCUUCGACAAGCAGGAACCCCGAGGUCGUAUGUUGUGGGAACGGAGGGUGGCCCCACAAGGCGAACCACGAGACACCUACAGGAGUCGUUUUCAACCGCAGCCGGACAGAAACAGCCGACAACAGUCGGCAAACCUCCAACAGCGCUAACACAACAGGACCAAGGCGUGGUCAAGACACGGGCUGGCCGAGUGGUUAAGAAGCCAGACAGAUACGGCUAUUGUACAUAG
Molecule: messenger RNA, 1521 nt
Organism: Ornithodoros turicata
Lineage: Eukaryota; Metazoa; Arthropoda; Arachnida; Ixodida; Argasidae
Exons: 1
Coding region: 1-1521 (506 amino acids)
Biological process (GO): DNA integration
Molecular function (GO): nucleic acid binding
Source: RefSeq, a predicted model, not a curated record